AUGGCCCUGGAGCAGAGACAGAAGCCCCGUCAAAGGGGGACGACCAUCUGGCCAGAAGACCGAGGAGGUCCCACCACCCAGCAAGCAGCACGCGCUCCAAAGAGGAAGUUUUCGAGGGCCUCUAGUCUCCACCGAUCCGCUCGGGGGCUGAUAGGCGCUGCUGUCAAUGGACUCUGUUCCGACCGGCGUCGAGACGGACUGUCCACCGGCCCACGGAGGUGGCAGGACUGGCAGAAGGGCGACAACCUGCACUCGACACCGGCCAGCGAGACGGAGCCCAAGGGCAAUCACGCUGGACAAACUUGGAGAGGGUCAAGAACGAGCGGUCAGGAUCAAGGCGCAUCAUGGCUGGAGGAGGAACAGAUCGGUGGCGAUGGCUGCGCAUGGUCAAGGGUUUAG
Penicillium oxalicum is the source of this 399-nucleotide messenger RNA. RefSeq lists its product as uncharacterized. NCBI's taxonomy places the organism in Eukaryota, Fungi, Ascomycota, Eurotiomycetes, Eurotiales, Aspergillaceae. The coding region runs from base 1 to 399 and encodes 132 amino acids. The transcript is spliced from 2 exons. The record is from RefSeq and is a predicted model, not a curated record.